GAACAAGCCCCAAAUCACCAAAACGGGUCAGCUCGAUUAAAAUAACACCCACGUCGUUUUGCCGCCGUGCAAUAUGUACACGACACGCUCGCGGAUGCGUCAAUGUUAUAGAGGAGUGAAUGUUAUUAUUAUUGUUGUGUGUUAAAGCCGGUGCCACACGUGUAUACAUCCGGGUCGGUUUCCCACCACCCGCUUUGAGGCCACGUCAGAGCAACGCUAAAAGGGAGGGGGGUGGGGGAAGUCACUUUAAUUGAUUUCUAUUAACCCAUUCAACAUUAAAUUUCCGUUCGUUCGAAACAACAACAACAACGGUUACAAUUCACAGUUAACCAGACAUAUCUAGCUAAACAACAAUAAUAUCCACGCUUCAAGACUUGCUCGCCAUGGCGUCUGAGAAUCUGAGACGUCAACUGGAGUCGUUCCUACACAAGCUGGGCAUCGAAUUCGACUGUGUGGAACACCCCGAGGUGUUCACGGUGGACGAGAUGAUGCCGCAUGUGAGCCACCUGCUUGGCGCCCACACCAAGAACCUGUUCCUGCGAGACAAGAAGCGCGGUGGCCUGUGGCUCGUCACCGCCCUGCACGACCGCUCCCUGCCGCUCGGCUCGCUCUCAAAGCGCCUGGGGCUCGGCUCGGGCUCGCUGAGGUUCACCGACGAGCUGGCCAUGCGCGAGGCGCUGGGCGUCGGUGCAGGCUGUGCCACCGCGCUGGCGCUGUAUCGCGACUCGGCCGAUUUCAACGCCCCCGGCGAGCCCGGCAGCCGCCCGAAAGUAACUUUCGUGCUGGACGCCGAGAUCGCGUCCGAGCAGGGUCCGUACGAACGAGUUUACUGCCACCCGAUGAGCAACGCGGCCACGCUCGGCAUGCGGACGCCGGACUUCAUGCGCUUCGUGCGAGCGACGGGUCACGAGCCGGUGAUUGUCGAUUUUUCGGAUCUCAAGUGACCGAUUGCAUAUUUGCGUUUUUGUUGUUGUUAAAUCACGGUUGCUGAGCCCCAAUAUGCCAAGCGGUCGGCAAGAUAACUUUACUGUUGAGGUUGUUAAUAGGUAAAAAUUAAUGCGUUUCUUGAAUUGAGCAAAGCUUGUAAAAUGUGGGAAAAGGGACGACGGGAGGGAUUUUUUGAGUCGAGCAGUGUUAGGAUUGAAACCGAAAGAGGUUUUUGUUUUUACCUUCAGUAUGGUGGUUGAACGCAGCUUGCAUGAGACUAAACUGUCUGUUUAGUAGACCGAGUCCUCAGCAUGGGAGUAUAAAUUGACACAAAAAGCAUAGUUACUUCAGAAGGCAAAUUAUUGUGAGGGCACCAAAAACUGAUUUGAUGGAAAAGCCCCAAAUCUACCACUACCUGAUGAAAGAAUUUCACAUGGGAUUUAAAAAAAUAUUAUGAAAACAAUGCAGCUUAGUCAAAUGUUUUGGUCAUGAAGCCUUUUGGCUAGAUUGUAAUGUUUUAAGAAUUGUAAAACAUGAUGGCCAUUUAAUGGUUAAAAAAGUGGUGACGCAAUGACUCGAUAUGAUGGUACAUGAUUAAUGUUGUAAAAUAUUUGUAUCAUCUAAUUUUACAGUAUUUUGAUGCACUUCAGUGACACCGAUUGCUCUAUGCAAUUUUAUAAACAAUUUAAAAUCCACGUGAAUAUUUUAGACGUUGAUUAUGCAGCAUGGUAAUGGAUGCUUUUUUUUAUAUUGAGAGGUACAAGCUGCAUGUAUUCAAAAAAGUGCCGACAGAGGGCAGACGUGAGCUUUCUUUUAUGCAAUUCUUCCUACCAAAAUAAAGAGGCUCCCUUAAAAGGCACGUGUCCUUUAUAACAGACGUUUUAAUAUAAAAAGAAAAUGAUCUUCACUUUUAUUAAAUCGUUUAUUUUCCUACAUUUUACUUUUUGUAUAAUUUGUGGUCGUUUGUUUUUACAAAUAUGGCCGUAAAAAUGUAAAGAUAAUCGUUUUACCAUGGAAUGUAAAGCCAUAUAUAAUUGUGUAAUUGUGAUUUUCGUUACCUGUACGUGCGUGGUGACCUUAAAAAAUAUAUAAGCACUCUCUUCAAUCACCCCAAGUGUGUGUUGGGCAGUGCACAGCAGGCAGCCAAAACACAUCAUUCUCACACUGAUUGUAUCACAAUUGGUAGAAAUAGUACAUCUCGCUCACAUCAGUCCAACAAUACCAAUUUAUGACCAUGUGCCUGUCACAAAGCAAGCAAUCUUAUACGGUCUCUGAAUCAUCAUUUUUGCAAACACUGCCCCCCCGCAUGCCAUCACCUCUCUAGGGACAAUAAUUCAGGUCACGAGUGAUGAGUGAAUUCAAUGGGAAAUAUGAAAACAUGACAGCAGUGCCAUUCCUUAACAUCUUUUCUGCAGCUUUGUGUCAGCUGUCUACAUAGGACAGCAAUAAUUAAUCAUCUUCAACUAAGUUGAAUAGCACAUGCUAUAUUAAUACAAUUACACCAUUGCGACAAAUAUCACCUUUUUACCACUGCUUGGCCAGAUACAAGGCGUUAUAUGUAAUACAAAAAUAAAUUGAUAGGCCACUAUAUCAUAAAAAAUAUAUAUAUAUCCUCACCGUAGUGUGUUUAAGUGCCGUACAUAUUUCACGAAUAAUUAUAAUAAUUUUCAUUGUGAAAUGCGACGGCGCAGUUCCAUCACCUAUGGUGUAAAUGCCGCCACGGUUUCAGAUCAUUGAUGACCCCACGUGGUUGUGGAUAAUUUGCAGGGGGAAGCCUAACAUCGACGUUUGGGCGUACUCGUAAACAUGCGGGUUGGUACAGCCUCUCCUCGGCAGUUUGACGAUUCAACCACAUAAUAAACGAUCUUGUUAAAAAAAAAAACAUCAGCAAGCCGGCUGCUGAUGUUGGGAGUCCGUGACCACACAUACAGAUGAGCGAGUGGAAAAUCCUCUUUGAUGGCAUUGAUCGUGAUGUAUAACCAAUUGGCUGGAGUUGUGAAGUGGCCAGCGGGGGACCCAGAGUUUUAUGGGAGCUGGGUUUUAGGUGCACAAACUGCUGCUCAGGUCCCCCAAAAAUAAUGAUAGACACGGCACUGUGGUGCAGAUAGGGGAAAAUCACCUGCUCAAUCCGUCAUGUGCACCAGCCUGCCACCGAUUAGAAAAACCCAUCAGGGCGCUGUCGUUGUGAUGGGCAUCAAUUUGUACUUUUUAUUCUUCAUAUAAAACCUCUGUCCUCACUCAGGGCAGGCGACGUGCCCUGCCAAGCUGCUAUCGCCAUGUAAAAACAUUUCAGGAUUUUUUGUUGAAAUUUCUGGUGAAGCACCGGAUUUAAAAUUUCACUCUAGAAACUAACGUGAUUCUGAUGGCAAAAUUAUUGAUUCUUGUGGCAUGAAUUUAAGAAACUUGGACAUGCAACCACGUUAGUGCGAUCAUGCGGUUUAUAAAAAAUAUUCUUGAGGUCAUUGGGGUACAUGCUUUAAUUUCUAAAAGAUGACAAUGGUUAAUUAAAAUAUUCUGAACUUUUACAAUGUUUGGUGAAUAGAAUAAUGAGAACUAAAUGUGACGCAUCAAAGCUACCGUGAGGUUUUUAAAGGAGUAUACCUGGGAAACAGGUGUGUCUUGUUAACACAUUUUUAAGCCAGUACCUAAUAUAGAACUGUUUUACACAUUACUGAAACAAAAUAUAUGCAUGGCACGUGAUUUGGCAGAACAAAUGGGCUCGUGUGAUUUGCCCUGUAAUAUUAAAGUAUUUUCAUAUGUUGUC
Messenger RNA from Lethenteron reissneri (Far Eastern brook lamprey), 3691 nucleotides. RefSeq names its product prolyl-tRNA synthetase associated domain-containing protein 1-like. NCBI's taxonomy places the organism in Eukaryota, Metazoa, Chordata, Hyperoartia, Petromyzontiformes, Petromyzontidae. Gene Ontology annotation, molecular function: aminoacyl-tRNA deacylase activity. The record is from RefSeq and is a predicted model, not a curated record.